This is a messenger RNA of Symbiodinium natans, 5382 nucleotides long. NCBI's taxonomy places the organism in Eukaryota, Dinophyceae, Suessiales, Symbiodiniaceae. The record is from the annotation of a GenBank genome assembly.
AUGGAGAUCCGUGUUGUAGAGUGGUUGCCGGGCUGCAGGAACAUGAUGCACGCCACGCCUGAUUGCAUCAGCAUAUACAUGUGUGGUAUCUUUGCCGAUAGCAUGUCAGAUCAAAAGUGGCAUCGAUAUCCCCGAGCUCGGGUCAGGCCCGACGGCACUAGGAGGCGCACCCGCAAUGAACUGGCUGCCCGCAGUGCUCGCCGCAAUGCCCCUGGCAAUCAAAGGGAAAGAGCCGACACUGCGGCCCCCCGUGCUCAGGAGAUGAAUCAGCAGCCCUGGCGACAAGCGGCCGAUCGCGAGAGCCGACAGCCACACUGGCAGAAUGCGCGGGGAGCCGACGCUCGGCCCCGGGAUCAACAUCAGGACUGGUACUACGACGAGGAGGACGAAGAUGAUGAGGACUACCAGUUUGACACCAGUGACCGGCACGAAGUGCAUGCGACGGAAGACGAAGAGGGCUACCUCAAGAUCUGGUGGCAGGGAGAAUGGUGGUUCCGGCAGAAACCGCCAGACCCACCGGCAUCGCCAAAGAAGAGACAGCAGGCUAGCAGCUCGAGCGAGCAAAGGAGGCCUACCACUGAGGGAGCCGUUCCCCCGGCCCCUGCCCAGCAUGUCUCCGAGGGCCUCAAGCAAUUCGUCCCCCCUGCCCGAGACAGUGUGCCUCCACAAUCCUUGAGAGCCGUGCGUGAGAAGUGGAACCUGCUGGCCAUCAUCGAAGAUGACAUCAAUGUCCUGCGCAAAAAGAAGGUCGCCCUCAUGUUCAAAACUUUCUUCGAAAUGGGGCACUUCGUCAAGCAUCAUGACGACUUCCACCACUCGGAGUCCCUGAAGAUCAUCCCGGCCGCAGGCAACUGGAACCUUGCGUUUGCCAUGUGCCUGAUUUCCAGAGACAAGCUCCACUACGCGAACCACUCCACCUUCGGCACAGCUGUGGAAUGCUGGUUAUGGAGCCUGUCCAAAGAUGCGGACUUCGAGCCCAUCCUCACCCAGUUCGCCGGCAUGCUGCACAGCGUCAUCGCACUGUUUGAGGGAGUCCCCAUGUCGCUGCAUGAACAAAUCCAUUGGUUCGAUAGUCAUCAAGACCUGGCAAUCAAAUUCAACUACUACUUCCCCACCGAGCAACUGAAGGAUGAUGAGCAAAUUGUCCGUGUGGCAAUUCAGGACCAAACCAGCCAGGACAGCAGAGAUGAUGACAUGCCGGACAGGACCUCCAAGCACAUGGGAAACACGGCUCCUGCAACCAGGACUGCCGAGCUGGCUUCGUCUGAUGCCUAUGUGGAGAUGGAGGUUGACUACCCAACGGGGCAAACGCCACCAAAUCAAUCUGGCAGCAUCCCCCACUCCCCGCGCAGGGUCGAGAGAUAUAACAUCUACACGGAGACGACCUACGCCAGCAGUGAUGGCACCUCUCUGCCCACGCCAGCACGUGAUUCGGCCCCCCUUGGGGAGCCGACGAAGCUCUACUGGAAACUGGAUCAGUCUCUCUCCAAAAGACUGUCAGUUGUUCUGAGGCACGACUCUGAAGACUUCGGCUUGACGUUCGACGAGGCAGGGUGGACCAAGGUGUCAGACCUUUUACGUACCUCCAUCAUGAAGGAGAAGGGGGCAACCCUCAACUACAUCCGCUCGGUGGUCUACUGGAACGACAAGCAACGCUUCGCGCUCGAAUGGCGUGGUGCCGAUCUCUACAUCAGGGCGGUUCAAGGUCACUCCAAGAAAGGACUACGUGAUGAAGCGGUCAUGCGGCCCCUUGGGGAUGCCGAGUUGCCGGAGCACGUCCUCCAUGCAACCAACUGGGACUUCUACGGCUCGAUCUUGGCGAAGGGCAUCAUCACGGGAGGCCUCUCCCAGUCCCGGACACACAUUCAUUGCGUGUCAGUAGACAAAAGUGAAUAUCGGAAUUACCCCGCGCAUUGUGACAUCGCAAUCAUACUCUCCCCGAAAGAAUCGGGGGCCGUCUGGUUCCGUUCAAUGAACGGCUACUAUUUAACCCGGGGUGCCGAUGGCAAGCUGGCCCCGCAUUGUAUAAAGGCCGUCAGGAUCCUGGCAUCGGGAGAAGAAGUUUUUGGCUCAGAGGGGCCACCGGCUGCUGACCUCGUCAUGCAGGCCAUCGUUCGGUCUCACUCUUUCCGGUCCUCCAGGGGAAGCCGAUCUUCGGCCCCCAAUGACCGUGACCACGACCGCACUGCAGCUCAGAGAGCAUACACGGGGGUUGUUUUGCAUCAUCACAUCCGUUGCACCGUCUCCUCUACCCAAUGCAUACACACCAACCCCUCGCCUCUGCUGCAGGACUAUGAUCGACGAGAUGUCCCAGGUCCCGAGAGUCAGUACGCUAGGUUAAGAUGGGGACACAUCCUUCUGCUGGGAGUGUUUUUGGUCGGUGGGAAGGGUUAUGCAGGCAGGCAAUACGUAAUCACCACAACAGCAUCGGGUGGAUCGCCAAGAGAUCGCUGCGACGAGCUCGCGCACGAGCCUAUGCCACAGGCGGCCUGGCAAGAACUCAUGUCAUGGUUAAGUGAGAAACCAGAUGACUUUGACAUUGUGUUCGUGCAGGAAACACACUGGAAACAGGAGGGGUGCCGCACCUUCUCGUCCGGCCCCUGGUUCGUCGUCUCCUCAGGGGCUACAGGCAAAGACAAAUGCUCAGGAGUUGCCACUCUGAUCCAUCAGAAUAUCUGCAAGCAAGAUAAUGUUAGCUACAGGGUUAUUAGGCAAGGCAGAGUACUCUCGGUUCGACUACAUCACCAACAGAACGGCUCCGAUCUUCUGAAUGUCUACCAGCAUGUGUGGAGGACAAACAUUGACAAAGCCGAGAACCUGAAAGCUCGGGCCUCAAUCUGGGAUGCGAUACGGUCUAGCAUCAUGAAGAGUCCACAAAGGAACGACUUGAUUAUUGCGGGAGACUUCAACUGCUCCAUCAAAACCUCGAGGGGAUUGAUAGGUAGUGCCGUGGUUGCCAAAGUAGAGGGAUCGCCUGACGAAGAUGACUUUCUCGGAAUACUCCAGGCAGAUGACCGGGCUAAGAAGUUAAAGCACCUCAUCGACGCGGAUAUUCAGAAGCUGGACCCUGACUUGCAUCUUCACAGCUUCACGCGGCAGGUGGAUGAGAUCAUGAAAGAACACAUGCAAACCGUCUACCCUCCAGAACCUGCAGUUGACAACCGCGUUUCGCAAAAUCCGCAGUUUAAGCACACCGCGAAAGAGAUGUGGGCUAAGUACAAGGAAUGGAAAUCCACCAAAGCGAACAGCUUAAUCGAAACUCUCCGGAAAUGGAAAAAGUACACUGAGUUUCGCGUGGCCUCUAAAGCGAUGAAACAAACUGCCAAGAAAAUUAAACGUGAAAAGCUGCAGGCUGUCGCCGAGGACCUACAAGUAGCUGCCGCUAAGGGCGAUCAAAGGAAAAUUACCUUUUCGCAAAGGGGUGCCGAAGAUGUCGGCCCCGGCAGCAGUUUGGAGAUUGUUAAAUGCGCAGGAGGCAUAUGCUUCUCCCUUGACCUUGAGGGGGCGUUCGACAAUGUACCUCGCACUGCCCUUGCCACUAGCCUGAGACGACUAGGGGUCUCCGAAACGCUGGUGCAACUACUUACGCAGUUCCAUUUUGAGGCAAGGUAUCACUGCUCAGUUGGCGUUCAUGAGGACCACGUCACGACCACACGAGGCAUCAAACAAGGCUGUACGGUCGCGCCGUAUUUGUUUGUGGCACACACAAUUGCUAUCAUUGACACACUAGCGGAGCGCCUAGGCUGGGACUGGGUAACGCAGCUGUUCACUUUUUACGCCGACGACGCCUUAGCCGCAUGGACGUUAAAAAGCGCCGAAGACCUUCAGGGUGCCAUUUGCGGCAUCCAAAAAGUCGUGCAAACCUUUAACGACCACGGUAUGACUCUCAGCGCAACCAAAUCGGUCGUGCUGUGUCACGCCAAGGGAGCAGAUGCCAUUAGGAUUUUGCAGAAACUUAAAGUCUUCAAGGACAAACUCCCACACCUUGCCUUCAUGCAACACGGCGAGCAGAUUCUGAUCCCUCUCAGGAAAACACAUCAGUACCUAGGUACCAAAUCUGGAGAGCCGGGGUGUGGAGCUCAGCAGCGCACGGGCUACUGGCGGUGGGCGUUAGACCCACAGGACCCCCUGCAGGCGCUCGCUAACCAGGUCCGGGCGCAGCUCGCGCUGGCUAUCAACUCACUCCAUUCGAUGAAUACAGGAUACUGCCCUGUUCUUUAUCCGGGAUGCAGUACUCAGGGAGCCGCGGUCGGCCCCGAAGCAGAUACUAGCACCAAUCCAAAAGCUCCAGAGGAGGCCACUGCAAAUGAGCCGCCUCCCAUAGCCCAAAAGCCGGUUCUUGAUGUUGCUCGGCAACAAGGCUGGAAAAGUCUGCUAGAUGCCGAUGUUGUGUCGUCCCUCAAGCAACACUGCUGUGUUUGCAAGCGAUGGAUCGCCGAUCCCACGGCUCUGAAGCGACACAUAGUUAGGGCCCACAAGGACGUGUGGGCAGUCACCGCCAACGGCAAACUUGAGGACUACACUGUGAACAUGACGACGGAAGUGGUGAGCGUCUUCGGCAACCUACUACCAGGGCUAGCGACGAACAUGAGAGAGACCUCGAAGCAGCCGAGAGAAAUGGACCGGGAGACCGAGAACGCACCGAACAAGCGACCCAAAGCGGCCCGGCGAGGACAGCGGGGAGGCCGGCGACAAAUUGCAGACGAGAACCUGAACUCGGUGGUGACGCUCCUGGCAAAUCUGUCGCUGCAGCAGGAGGACGCCCUGAACCGUCUACGCCUGGACACAUCCUUCACUUUCCACCUCCAGCAACAAGGCCCAGGAACCAUAUUGCUGCCGCUUUUCAAGGCGGGGCAGGAAUGGCAACAAAAACAGAAGAAAGGAGAGAACGUCCCCCCGAUGAGAAUCGUUGCGCUGGGCCUCCUGCUGAAAGAGGUCGUGGCAAGAGUCCAACUGAUGGUGGGAGAUCCCACGGCCGUGGAGAAUGCGAUGAAGCAUCAGUGGCUAGACCAGCAGAAGCGCUUCGUGUAUCAGGAGUGGAACUCGGCCACCAAACAGGUGGAGCCGUCGGCGACAGCCAAGAGCCUGAAGGUGGAAGAGGCGACGGAGCUCAUCAACCAGGUCGCCGAGCUGUGUCUUCCGGAUCUGGUCACCAGGUUCUGCGCCCAAAGGCGUCCCAAGCAAGAGCCCCAGGAAGGCGACAAAGCAGUGUUCCUCAUCGAAGUAGCCAUGCGAGAUCCGAGAGCAAACAUCCUGCAUCAGAAACUGCGACAGUUGGCCAACUGCGCGGUGUGGAAUGUGGUGGGAGCGCAACUGCAGCCGCCAAACCAGCAACGCCACGGACUGGCAAUGGCACUGCAAAAGGCCCUGGAAAACAUCUGA